Messenger RNA from Cylicocyclus nassatus, 354 nucleotides. Lineage: Eukaryota; Metazoa; Nematoda; Chromadorea; Rhabditida; Strongylidae. The record is from the annotation of a GenBank genome assembly.
AUGAUGGGUCGAGAUGAGCGACUUCGAUUGAUGACGUGCUUAUUCGAAGAGAUCACUGAGUCAGAAGAGGAAGAGGAUAAUCAGAUCCUAGAACGAAUUUCACCCGAGGGGCAUUCGCCGUUUGCAGUCAUAGAUGAAUCGCCGUUUGCCGAACGGCGCGUAGCCUCUCCGCAGAACCGUAGCCCUACCUACGCGAGAAAACUCGGUGCACCCCGACUAUGUCGUGGCUUAUCGGAUCCGGGCUUACGUCGUCCAGAAGUAUCAACUAUGCUUGAAACUUCGAGUCCGGAUCUACGUGAUAAUGGAUCGGCCUUGUUGACCCUACCACCCAUCCCCGAAACAGCCUCAUUUUGA